Dicentrarchus labrax (European seabass) is the source of this 2765-nucleotide messenger RNA. RefSeq names its product glutamine-rich protein 2. The coding region runs from base 84 to 2525 and encodes 813 amino acids. The record is from RefSeq and is a predicted model, not a curated record. NCBI's taxonomy places the organism in Eukaryota, Metazoa, Chordata, Actinopteri, Moronidae. The transcript is spliced from 16 exons.
CCUCCACGCCAUCCUCCGGCAGCUGGAUAUCCGGGAGCUGAAGACCCGCUGGAGGGACACUGCUCCCGGGGAGGGCCGGCCCGAUGCUCUGGUGUGUGUCAGAGAGGAGGAAGAGGAGGAGGAGGAGGAGGAGCCAGCUGGAGCGGGAGGUUCAGCCCGGUAUGGAGCUGCAGGAGCGGAUACCUUCCUCCUCAUCCCCGACCUCCUCCUCCUCCUCCUCCGGCCCCGCGGCGGGCGGCAGGUGGAGCCUCCGCUCCCGCAUCCAGAGCUGCGAGGACGACGUGUCCAAGGCCAUGAAGCUCAUCCAGGAGCUCCACAACCAAAGAGACCAUCUGAAGGAAGAGAUGAAGGAGCUCCACCACCAACACAAGAUGGUCGGCGCUCCAACAGAGCCGGUCACAGAUGUGGAGCAGUGCUGCCGCCGUGUGGACGCCCUGGAGGAAGCUGUGAGCUCUCUGAGGGACACGUUCCAGAAGUAUCCGGACCCGGAGGAGCUGAGUCAGUGUGUGAGCUGGGACGUGAUGCAGUCGACUCUGCUCAGUGAGAGAGAAAACCUUCAGAAGGAGCUCGUGAAUUCAGGCGUUGUUGAUCCAGCCACAGUGGACAAACCCACGCUCACAUCCUUGAACCUCAACAUCACUGCCGUAAAAACUGCACCUUCUCAUACCAGCGCGUCCUCCUCCCCCCCCGACCCUGGCGAGGUUACCAGCGAUACAGCAGCUCCCGGUUCUCCAUCGGUUUCUGGACAGAUCUCACCUCCCCAGGAAGCGACGGACACCCUGCCGGGUGCCCCAGAGGCUUCUUCAGUCCCAUCAGAGCCUAAAACAAGACCGGCUGCUGGCGUGUCCCGGAAGGCCAGCGGCUCAGGGCGCUACCAGGAGACGGUGGAGGCCCUGAGGAACAUCGGCAAACUGAAGGAGAGGUUCAACAAGCUGGAAGCUCGCGUUGUGGCGCUGGAAACAGAAAAUCUGGACAAGUCAGAGCUGACACACCUCAGAGAACUCAUCGCUAACAAAGGUUCACAGGACGCGUCGAAUAACCUGAUGGAUCAACUGAACCAGCAGAGAGCUUUAAUAGACGGCCUAAUGAGUGACAGAGAAAAGCUGGACGACCUGCGGGGCACGUUGGAGGAAAUGAUGCUGUCCUUGACCUCUGAGCUGUCCUGCAGCCUCGAGGACGAUGAGAGCGACGGCCAGGAGCUCGGUCAGAGUACAGAGAAAUCCACUUUCACCAGCAGCACAGUGAACGUUGGCAGGAAGCUCAGCCGUCUGUUCCAGCACUACGAGCUGCUGCAGGAAGCCGUGAACAGCCUGCUCCAGCAGCAGACUGCAGGCAGAGCAGGGCCGCUGAAGGACGUAGAGAGCGUGGAGCUGGUGGACGACGUGCAGAAGGCGAUCCUGCAGCUUCAAGCAGAGUGUGAAAGACUGCAUGAAACCACCCAGUGUCUGCACGAGGACAACAGGCAGAAACAGAGCCACAUAGAGGAACUGUACAAGACGACAGAGGAGCUGGAGGAGAAGAAGGCCGACAAGCAGAUGGUUGAGAGUGAAAUAAAAGCAGAUAAAUCCGCUCUGGACAGCAAAGUGAGCCGUCUGCAGUUCGACUCUGUGACGGAGCAGCUCAACGCCAUGUUCCACGAGCUGCUCAACAAGGUGACGGGCCAGGAGCAAGACUGGCAGAAGGUCAUCGACAGACUGUCCACGGAGAUGGAGUGUAAGUUGAACAGGAUCGAGUUGGACUCUGUGAAGAAGCAGCUGGAAGGUCGCUGGAAGAAUAUCCACGAGAAGCUGCAGGCCCAGGGACCUCCGGAGCACGACGACGCUGCUGGGUUGAGGAAACAACUCGUGGACAGAUUUCACUGCCUCUCCUGCGACCGACCUGUCGUCAAGUACACGCCCGGACCUAACAGUAAUUUGGUGAGGCUUCCUUCCACUCCUGGGUUCCCCGCACACAAGUCCAUCAGGCCGUUCACUGUUUACGCUCUGGAGCAGUUUCGACAGCACUACAGGAGCGAGCGUAUCUCUGAGCUGACCGACUACAGUCACCUGACCGUGUUGCGGAGCUGCGGCGGGAGUCACACGGUCACCUCGGCCAACCAGCGACGCACCGGCCUGCAGUCCACGAAGCACCACCCCCCCCAGACUGAGGUGGACGCUGUGAUUCAGUCGCAGGAGAUCGAUAUCGUCGGGAUGGACGGGCAUAUUUACAAAGGUCGCCUGAACGCACCUGCCAACAGAAGUACAGAAACUAAACUACCUACAAUCGCUACCAAAGACGGCAAAACUAAAGACAAAGCCAAGUGCUCCCACAAACCCGCUGUUUCUCCGGAGGCGGGACACGGCGCUCCGCUUCAUCUCCCCCACAGUGCCAAGAGCGCCCAGUGCAGCCGCUCAGCCUCCAGCAGCUCGGGUCGGGACUGGCCCGUGUCGGCUCUGGGCUGUACGUCUCAGAGCUCCCUCACUCCGGCUUCAGCCGCAGCAGAGAGCACCGCGGAGCCUCGGGCUGACGAGCCGGUCAGCCUGUAGGGGGCGACACUGCGCCCGCUACUGUUUUUAAAUCUGUUAAUUAACUCCUGCAGAGAGAAGGUAACCUGCUUCCAUCGGUUUAUUUUAACCUUUAACUCACUACGUGUCCCAUAAAUCACCUGUCAAACUCUGAGUCCAGUACUGGUUUGUUUUUUUUUACUUUGGGUUUUCUGUGAUCAGCCGCUUUAAAUAUUGUUAUUAUUAAUAAUAAUUAAUAAACUUUUAGUGUACAUUUCAUCA